Messenger RNA from Prunus armeniaca (apricot), 201 nucleotides. The record is from the annotation of a GenBank genome assembly. NCBI's taxonomy places the organism in Eukaryota, Viridiplantae, Streptophyta, Magnoliopsida, Rosales, Rosaceae.
AUGGUGGCGGCUAACUCUAAGUUAUCAUACGAGAGCUCUUUUCAGCAGUGUCUGGUGGAGGAAAACAGGAAGAAAAUGGAAGCACUCAAUCUGCCUCAGAUUGCUCUGCAGGCUCAUCGAUCCCCUGUUUUUGUUGAGGGAGUAUUGAUGCCUGGAAGGACCUACCACUCUAACAGGCACAAGGAUCAGAAGCUUAGGUAA